AUGGAGGAUGUGGAGACUGAACUGUCCAUUUUCGACCCAUUCCCCAAGCCUUCACUCCGGGCUCAGCCCAGUUCCUUGGUGCCCCUGGGGCAGUCAGUCACUCUGCGGUGCCACGGGCCUCCAAAUGUGGAUUUAUAUCGCCUGGAGAAUCUGGAAUCUGGGAACUAUAAAGAUGAAAAUAUUCUGUCUAUCCCAACCAUGAAAGCAGAUAAUGCUGGACGCUACCGCUGUUCCUAUCAGAACGGGAGUCUCUGGUCUCCCCCAAGCGACCAGCUUGAGUUAGUCGCCACAGGGCUGUCAAGAAAGCCCUCCCUGCUGAAUCAGCAAGGCCCUGUCCUUGCCCCUGGAGAAAACCUGGCCCUCCAUUGCUACUCUGAGAUCAGUUAUGACAAAUUUGCUCUGUCGAAAGAGGGUGGAAGUGACCUCCCCCAGCUCUCUGUGCAUCAGCCACAGACUGGACAUUUUCAAGCCAGCUUUACCUUAGGCUCUGUGAAUUUCUCCAUUGGUGGUCGGUAUAGAUGCUAUGGUGCACACAACUUCUCUUCUGAGUGGUCAGCACCCAGUGACCCUCUGGACAUCUUGAUCACAGGACAUCCUUCUGUCACUCCAAUUCUCUCAGUGCAUCCAGGCACCAAUGUGUCCUCAGGAGAGAAUGUUACCCUGCUGUGUCAAUCCUCGAUCCAAGUGGACACUUUCUUUCUGUUCAAGGAAGGUGCUGCCCAUCCCUACAUGCACCAAAGAUCAGAGUUCCAAGAUCCACAGCGUGAGGCAGAAUUCUCCAUGAGUGUGGUGACCCCGGCCCUUGGGGGUACCUAUAUGUGCUUUGUUUCUCAAAGCUCAUCUCCUUAUCUGUUGUCACAUCCCAGUGUCCCUGUGGAGAUCAAAGUAUCAGAACUGGAAAGGUACCAGAAUUUGCCAGUCUGGAUUUCCAUAACCUUCAUCAUACUCCUCUUCCUCAUCCUCCUCUUUCUUCUACUUAUAUUCAAGCAUCAGAAUAAACACAAGAGGAGAGUUCAGCAAAAGACUGACUUGCAACAUCCUGAAGAAGCUGCAGAGCCAGGGAGCAUGGUUAGACCUCUCCAGAAAAGAUCCAGUCCAGUUCCUGCAAACCAGGAAGAAAUCUUGUAUGCUACUGUGAUGAUCCGAAAGCCAACAGACAGCUUGGAGCUAGACACUCUGAGCCAACGAGAGGAUGACCCCUCCAUGCACUUGUAUGCCCAGGUGAAACGUUCCAGAAGGGCAGAGACCACCUCUCCUUCCCUUUUGCCAAAGGAAUUACUGGAUUCAAAUUACAGACAGGCAAAUGGAGGCCAAGUGAUAGACAAGCAGGCUAAUCCAUCUGAGGACCCUCAUGUUGUGACCUACGCCCAGCUGUGCAUGGCUCCAAAACGGGGGCAGGUGAAGCUCCCACUGUCCAAGCAGAGGAUUCUCACCUGACACCCUCCGCUGGUGGCUACCAGUCCAGGAAGAUCUACAGUCUAUAUCCUGUGAACAAGAGAGGACACAGACAUGUCAGAAAACAAGAUCUGCCUCAAGUGCUCAGUCAUUUUGCAGCUGUAACCUGUCUAGGAGAUUCUGAGAUUUUUGGGGACUCACCUGAUUCUGUAGCCAAAGACGUCCCUCCAUUUUAUAAAUAGGGCAAAUGCUUUGUCAGUAACUGAUGCAUAGAAUGAGGAAAGAAAAUAAGAGUGAAGAAACUAUU
Molecule: messenger RNA, 1702 nt
Organism: Psammomys obesus (fat sand rat)
Lineage: Eukaryota; Metazoa; Chordata; Mammalia; Rodentia; Muridae
Product: leukocyte immunoglobulin-like receptor subfamily B member 3
Exons: 10
Coding region: 1-1437 (478 amino acids)
Source: RefSeq, a predicted model, not a curated record